Messenger RNA from Suillus paluster, 1636 nucleotides. RefSeq lists its product as uncharacterized. NCBI's taxonomy places the organism in Eukaryota, Fungi, Basidiomycota, Agaricomycetes, Boletales, Suillaceae. The transcript is spliced from 6 exons. The coding region runs from base 9 to 1619 and encodes 536 amino acids. The record is from RefSeq and is a predicted model, not a curated record.
AACUCCUCAUGAAUCGUAGCCAAAACAUCAUAAUAUUGCCUGUAGGUCAAGAGCCUGACUGGGAGAUAGACAAUGCUGAGCAAGAUCCAUCAAAACUCAAAAGUACAGCAGACAGUUUUGUCAUCUUACAGUCCCUCAAGCAAUCAAGAGAGAAAUGGCUGCGCUCUACAUUUCCAAAGUUCUCCAGCCGUUCAAGGGGCGGAAAGCCCGCCGAUGCCAUCCCUCCACCGCAUACAAUGUACAAUCGCGGCAGGUGCACUCUGGAGAUUGGUCCACAUAUAUUCACGGAAACGACCAUAUUUGAAGUCCACUAUCAUCCAGUCCUUGCACACACGACACCUACUUAUGCCCAGCAAUCAACUAUCUCGAUUUCGGCUGCGCCACAAGGAUCAUAUACAACUCCCGUCCUUUCGUCAUUACCAAAUACUCCUAGUAUCCCACCGACACUUAUCAACCAAGUGAAUGUAGCAGCCCUCUCAAAUCCAACAUUGGCAAAUUUAUUACAAUUGGCCGCCUCAGGAAACGCAUCUAUGGACCAACUGAAAAACCUUGGCGUAACGAUACAGCAACUCGCAUCUUCAUCCGGAGUGAGCUUGGAUGCUUCUUCCAUGCAGUCCACACAGGCGCAGAACACAGCUACAGCUGUGGCAACUGGCACUGCGUCGUAUAACCAGCCAGUCUACCAAACCAAGGAUUUUGAUAUCGUGAUCGAAUUCCGUGAGUGUCCUACGGACCGUUGGAUUUUCCCUCGUGGACCGGCAGUAGGCAAUUUCACACCCGUGCCGGGGUCGAUGGGAUCAUAUGGCGAAGUAACUCUGUCUACGCGCGUUCCGUUUGAACAACGGCCUAAAGUAGCUUUGGAGGCUCAACCUGAUGGACAAGAGACACCAGAAGCUCAAGAAGUGGUGACUUUUCUUUUCACUGGAGCCGGUGCUCCCGUAUGGGAUUCAAUAUCACGCUGGAUCGGCUCCGAAGACAAGGUAGAGGAAAACCGCAAGAUCCUCGAAUCCAUUAAAACACCCGAACGAGUGUAUUUAGCACAUAGAUUAGCAGAGAGCCCCCUGCUAGCGCACAUCCAAAACGUUGCGGUUCCUUCAUUCUCUACGAAGCUCCUGAGGUCAACCGCUGAGAGCAGCAAUAAACCAAAACGCAAAGCGGCGCCUCGUAAACCUCCUCAACCCCAGCCCCAGCCCCAGCCUCAGUCCCGGCCCCCACCUCCACUUCAAGACGCAAGCCCUGCGCAGCAAAGCGGCGAGCCAGCUCCACCUCCACCAAAGAAAAAGCGCCAAUCGCAACCAAAACCCACGCCUUCAUUGCCAAAGAUCGCUUGCUUUGCGUGCGGUCAAACAGAUGUCCCUCUAAUUAUGGGCGGCAGAUAUUGUCGACCGUGUGUUGAAGCUGGCUGCGCAAUAGAUGACAUACCACAAGUAGGUGGUAGCCGUUACACCUACCAAUCCUCCGCACAAGUAUCGAGGCAACACAGCGUUUCACGUACUCCAGAUAGCCGACACCACCCCACUACUGCUUCAAACGCCCAUUCGGUUUUUGUUCCGUACCCCAAAGCCUCAGCAACAGAGCAAACAAAUAACGUACCGACGCCCGAUGCGAAGCAGACCUAGAUGUCAUUAGCAAGAUA